Messenger RNA from Symbiodinium necroappetens, 189 nucleotides. Lineage: Eukaryota; Dinophyceae; Suessiales; Symbiodiniaceae. The record is from the annotation of a GenBank genome assembly.
AUGGUCCAGCUUGGCAUGACGCUGGAGGCGUUGAUGAAGCUGGCAAGAAAGAUGUGGGCGGCAGAUGACCGCGUCAACAACGCCAUGACACUGAUCCUGAACAAGGCGCGGGUCUUCGAUGUUGGCCGAGUGGUUCAACCAUGGACCCCCAGGCUGCCAACUGUCGCCACAAGAAGUUCGAGUGUUUAG